Molecule: messenger RNA, 1844 nt
Organism: Schistocerca nitens (vagrant locust)
Lineage: Eukaryota; Metazoa; Arthropoda; Insecta; Orthoptera; Acrididae
Gene: Gpb5
Product: thyrostimulin beta-5 subunit
Exons: 3
Coding region: 62-523 (153 amino acids)
Biological process (GO): G protein-coupled receptor signaling pathway
Cellular component (GO): cytoplasm; extracellular region
Molecular function (GO): hormone activity
Source: RefSeq, a predicted model, not a curated record
GUCGCUAGGAAGGCAUCCACCGCUGCACCCGUCUGCCCACACGAAUCGCCAGCAGAGCACGAUGGCCCACUGCCGACUGAUGUACGUGUGCUCGGCGCUGCUCGCCGCCGCUGCCGCCGCCGCCGCGGUGGCCGACGCCGCCAUGGACCCGGCGUCGACGCUGGAGUGUCACCGCCGCCUCUACACGUACAAGGUCACCAAGACAGACGCCGACGGGCGCGCCUGCUGGGACGUCAUCAACGUCAUGUCGUGCUGGGGGCGCUGCGACUCCAACGAGAUCUCCGACUGGCGGUUCCCGUACAAGCGCAGCUUCCACCCGGUGUGCCUGCACGACGCCCGCGAGCGCCGCUCGGUGCGGCUGCGCAACUGCGAGGAGGGCGCCGCCCCCGGCACCGAGCGCUACGAGUUCCUCGAGGCCGUCUCCUGCCGGUGCGCCAUCUGCCGCUCCUCCGAGGCCAGCUGCGAGGGACUGCGCUACCGCGGCCAGCGCUCCGGUCCUUUCAAAGCGCUCGGCCGCCGGUAGAGGCGAAGCGGUUCACGCCAACCCAAACUGUCGCGUUGCCAGCCAUCCACUCCACGUAUACAAAACUUCGUACUAACGCUGGUUUACCUUCCCUUCUGUUCUCUCUCCUUUCACAGUUCCGUACAGGCUCAUCUACCUUAGCAAACAAAAAAAGUAAUGUUCUGAGGUCUUUCAAUUUUUUCAGUGAUUCCACCCCCCCCCCCUCCACCCUAUAAUCUGAUCCGGGUUUUCAUCAACCACCUGCCAACAAUUAUUACAUUAAUGUUCUUAAACAUACCUCUCUGUUCAGCCUUUCCCAGGAGACUAAUAUAGCUCUCUGGUCUGCUAUGAGCUCACCUUGUUUGAGUCCCCUAAAGAGGCAAAUCGAUCUCUGAUGCGCCUCCAUAAGAAGAGCAUGGACACCUGCAUUUCCUACUUCACAACAGUAACCACCACUAACUGCCUAAUGUAGGCAAAGAGAUAUAUUGUGGAAUUUACACAACAUGAUCUGGUGGCAGACUCAAGAGCCAUGUAUUCUUACACCUUUUAAGUUCCGUUGGCUUAUGUAUAGAGUACAUCACACUAAAUUUCUAUUGCCUUUAAUACGUAACCUACUUUGAACUACUUUCUCACAAAUGCAUUAUUUCUGCCAAGCUGACCCAACCGUGGUGGAUGGCUAAAAACUGACACGAUCUCUCACCAUUUAUGCCAAAGAUUACUUUCAGUAUUACCUUAGCUAUAAAUCAUUUUUACUAUCUGCCUCUGGUAAUUAGCCUAAGUAUGUAUAAUUUGUUCGUCCCUAUUGAACGCGCUGAACCGUAAAACCCGUGUGUAACUGUCAUUAUGAAUUGUACAACUCUUUAUGGGUUUUUGUUGAUUUAUUGAGUAUACCUCACAGUACCCCGUUAUGUAACAUCUUCACUUACUGCCUCUGUUGCCAAAUUAUGUUCGAUUUCUCGCUGUUUUUUUUCCUUUUUUUUUUUACAAUAAACUCUUAAUGAAAGAACUCUAAGUUACUUACCUGUCCAUAAAUACUGUGGUAUGUAUUCAAAUUAUAAGUCAACAUUGUUACGUUACAUGUACAAUUUAUUAUUCCCGAAAAGUCUCAACUGAAAACUGUUCGAAUAUAAUUUACCACAAACUGCAUUACGCUUAAAAAUAUUACCAAUAAUUUGGAGCAUAAUUUAAAAUCUCAGCUUCAGAUUGCUCUGAAAGAGACGGGUGAUUUCAGAAUUCUUUUCCUGAAUCUUUACUGUAGCAUAUAGUACAAACGAGAAAUACUACAAUUGACUCUCUUACUUUUAUGCUGAACAAAACUUUUAUCUAUGUCUGCCGUAUAUUA